AUGGGUCCGACGGGCCGCCUGGUGACCAUCAAGAGGAGCGGGCUGGACGGCGCGCACUUCCCCCUGAGCCUGAGCACCUGCUUGUUCGGGAGGGGCAUUGAGUGUGACAUCCGUAUCCAGCUUCCUGUCGUGUCCAAACAGCACUGCAAAAUUGAAGUCCGUGACCAGAAGGCAUUCUUGUUUAACUUCAGUGCCGCAAACCCAACCCAGGUGAACGGGUCUGCCAUCGACGGGCCUGUGCAGCUCAAGCACGGGGACGUGAUCACCGUCAUUGACCGCUCCUUCAGGUAUGAAAAUGACAGUCAUCCGGACGGAAGCAAGUCAACUGAAUUUCCAGGACAAAGAUGUGAACAGAAAUCUCCGAGACGGCUCUCAAGGUCUAGCUUCUCUUCCAACCCCGAUGGGAAAGUUCAAGAUCCCAGUGCUGCCCACUCACAAGUCACUGAAGAGGGAGGCUCAGGAGGGCCCCUGGAGCGCAGGGAGCAUGUUGGGGCGACCCGCACCCCCUCCCGCGGCUCAGAAGGCCCCGCUACCAAAGGCCCAGCCAAUGCUGGUUCCUCGGAGGCCCCCGGAGGUCACCACGGAAACGCAGCGGGGCCCCUUGCUGGGGGGUUUGGAGCGGGUUCCCGUGUGACCGCCGCGAACUGGAAUGGAGGGCAGGAUCCGGAGAAGGACGGAGAGAACGAGUCUCCCUUCCGGAAGCUCUACGAGUCUAUGAAGGAAGAGUUGGACGUGAAACCAGAGAAAGAGGCUGUUCCACAGAAUCGCAGAAAAUCGGGAUCCCGGGGCCACGGUGCAUCAGAAUCCGAAAGUGCGACUCAGCCCCGGGUCUCCCCCAAGGCCAGGCGGAGGUCUGGUCGGAGCAGCCAGGCGGAGGCAGAGAGAGCGGGCGAAGGACUGGCUCAGGCUCCAGAGGCCACCCCGAGUCCCAGCAUGCCCCCCACAGAGACGCCCAAGGCCAAGACCCCCGUCCCCUGCUCACAGCAGAAUUCCUCCCAGAAACGCCGGAGUGGAGACCUGAGUGUCACCCGUGGGGGUGGACCUGUGAGUGUGCAGCCGAGGGAAGACCUCGGGGCAGACAGGGCCGCGUCUGCUCCCAGGAGGCUCUCAGCCAGACAGCAAACACCUACUAAUGGCACAAGCGCUGGCGACCUGGGCAAUACAGCAGAAAAGCUCUCUUCCAGGAAGAGGAGAAGGAGCCUGUCUCCCACGGCCGGCGAUCUCUCCACGGGAACAGACUUCCCAAAGCAAGCCCCGCUCUCCCCGCUGCCAGUCCCCACGGAGCAUAAGGUUCCCGGCGGGGCCCUGGGCACGCCCAGGCAGCAGGGCGCCGGGUCCCCGGGCCUCAGUGCCGUGGAUGUCAGCAACAUUGGCGAUGCCCUCAGUAAGACUGAGGGGAAGCCCUUAAAGAGAAGGCGGGUCUCCUUCGGGGGCCAUCUGAGACCGGAACUGUUUGAUGAAAACUUACCUCCUAACACCCCUCUCAAAAGGGGAGAGACCCCGAUGAAAAGACGCUCUCUGGUAGCCCACACGCCUCCCGUCCUGAAGAAAAUCAUCAAGGAACAGCCAUCGGAAAAGGGGGAACCUUCAGAAAUCCGUUCGGAGGUGGCCACGCAAAACAGUCCUACGAACACGUCUCCACUUAUAAAUGAUGCUCGCCAGCGGUCCUCCAAGUCACCUGCCUCGAGUGGCAGCAAAUCUCCACAUCACACAGAUGCCCCUAAGCGGGGAGGCAGGCGGAGCAGCAGCGGGCCCGCCAGGAGGGCCUCCGUGGACCGGAGCCAGCGCGGAAUCCUGCAGACCAUUCACUCCCGGCGCAGGAGCGGGGCCUCGGAAGCCAACCUGAUGGUGUCGAGGUCGUGGGCAGAUGUGGUGAAGCUUAGUGCCAAGCAAACACAAACUAAAGUCAUGAGACAUGGUCCCCCAAGACCUGGUCCCCCAAGACUGCCAAGCAAAAGGCAGAGAAGAGUUAACACCCCAAAGAAGCCUCUGGCCAGCGUUCACAACGAGUUCAGCACCGGCCACGCCGCCUCUCCCUGCACCAUCGUGAUCGGGAGAGCUCACAUCGAAAAGGUCAGUGCGCCUGCUCGGCCCUACAGGAUGCUGAACAACUUCAUGAUCAACAAAAAAAUCGACUUUAAUGAAGACCUUUCAGGGUUAACUGAAAUGUUCAAGACCCCAGCAAAAGAGAAGGCACAAACAAUGAACCUAGGUCCCACCACUUUUUCAAAUUCCGAGGACUCGCUUGGGAAAAAGUUUCAAGUACUUAAUUCAGAAGACAAACCUCUGCUCUGCACCCCAGAAAAGUUUGGAGAAAAGGAUCUGAAUGCACCAGACGAACUAUGGGAUAAACAGUCUUCAAGCUCAGCCUUUACACAACAGUAUGUUACAGUAAAUGGAAAUAUGAAAACCCCACGGUUGGAGACAGAGCUUCCGAAGGCAGCAUCCAGUACAAACAAAUUCAGGAGGUCCGUGGAGCUCAGAAAUAUACAGGUGACAAGUGCAGAAGGUGGAAAGGAUGACAAAGAAGUCGACACUGUUCAGAACAUCUUGGGAAGAUGCCUGAGAAAAUCAUCAGUACAAACACAACUACCAGAGGGAGAGAUGAAGGAAAGGGAAAGAUCCUUUGGAACAUGUAAUAAAAACAAUGAACCAAGAGAAAACUCUGAAAAACCGAUCACUGGGAGGAGAUCAAGAAGAUCAUCAGAGCUGAAAUGCACACCAAGAGCAGGCCUGACCCCCAUCCAGACAUUGCAGGAGACAGAAUCUAAGGAAGACCUGGAGGGCAGCCACAGUUUCCUCCAAAACCCAAGCUGCGCUGAGCAACCAGUGGGUACGGAAACCAAAACGAUAUUGAUGCCCUGCAAAUCCCCAGCACCAGUCAGCACACCCACCAAGGUGAACACACACAUCAAGACUCCUUCCCAGAGAGCGAAUGUAGAAGAUCUCUCAGACCUCAGGAAGCCCACACGAACCCCAGGGGACAUAGCAGAUACACAAAAAGAGCUAGCAGGUAGUGCCAAAAGCAUGAAAGAAUUUAAGGAAGCUCCAGAACAGAAAUUGGAUUCAUCAGAAAAUGUACCUGGAAGCAGAAGGAGGUCGAGAACACCCAGGAGGAAGGCCCAACCCAUAGAAGACCUGACGGGCUUCAGAGAGCUCUUUCAAACACCAAGUCACAUUGUGGAAACAGUGACUAAUGACAAAACCACCAAAACACCCGGCAAAUCUCCAAAACCAGAACCAGUCAGCACACCAACCAGCACAAAGAGACGUUUCAGGUCACCUGUGGGGAAAGUCGACAUGGAAGAAGAGCUCUCAGCACUCAGGAAGCCAACACCAAGGCCAGGGGAAACCACACAUUCAUGUCGAGCACCAAUAAAUGAUGAUAAGGAUAUCAAAGCAUUUAAAGAAACUCCAAAGCAGAAACUAGACUCAGCAGGCAAUAUAAUUGGGAGCAGAAGGUCAAGAACACCCAUUGGGAAGGUUCAACCCAUUGAAGACUUGGUUGGCUUCAGAGAGCUUUUCCAAACACCAGAUCAUACGAUGGAAUCAUUGAGUGAGGACAAAACCAGCAAAACACCCUCCAAAUCUCCAAAACCAGAACCACUCAGCAUGCCAACCAGCACGAAGAGACGUUUCAGAACACCUGUGGGGAAAGUGGACACGGAGGAUGAAAGUGCCGAAUUCUUUAAGGAAAUUCCAGAACAGAAACUGGAUUCUGCAAAAUAUGCAGCUGGGAGCAGGAGGAGAUCGAGAAUACCCAGGAGGAAGGUCCAACCCAUAGAAGACCUGGCUGGCUUCAAAGAGCUCUUCCAAACACCAGAUCACAUCCUAGGAACAGUGACUGACGAUAAAAUAACUAAAACAUUGUGCAAAUCUCCAAAAUCUGAACCAGUCAGCACACCAACCAGCUCAAAGAGACGUUCCAGGACACCUCUGGGGAACGUGGACGUGCAGGAAGCGCUCUCAGCUCUCAGGAAGCCAACACCGAGACCGGGGGAAAGCACACACGCACACAGGGCACCAGAAAGUGAUGAUAAAAGUGCCAAGUUCUUUGAGGAAAUUCUAAACCAGGAACUGGAUUCAGCAGAAAAUGUAACUGGAAGCAGGAGGAGGUCAAGAACACCCAGGAGGAAGGUCCAACCCAUGGAAGACCUGGUUGGCUUCAAAGAGCUCUUCCAAACACCAGAUCAUAUAGAAACAGUGACUGAUGACAAAACCACCAAAAUGCCCUGCAAAUCUCCAAAAUCAGAACUAAUCAGCACACCAACCAGCACAAAGAGACGUUCCAGGACACCUCUGGGGAAAGUGGACGUGCAGGAAGCGCUCUCAGCACUCAGGAAGGCAACACCGAGACCAGGGGAAACCACAUACUCCCACAGAGAACCAGAAGGUGAUGAUAAAGGUAUCACAGCAUUUAAGGAAGCUCCAGAACAGAAGCCAGACUCGGCAGAAAAUAUAAUUGGGAGCAGGAGGAGGUCAAGAACACCCAAGAGAAAGGUUCAACCCAUAGAAGACUUGGUUGGUUUCAAGGAGCUCUUCCAAACACCAGAUCACAUCCUGGAAUCAUCGGCCGAUGACAAAACCACCAAAAUACCUUGCAAAUCUCAAAACCCAGAACCAGUCAUCAUGCUAACAGGCAGAAACAGACGUGUGAAGGCACCUCGAGGCAAAGUGGUUGUAGAAGAUGAGCUCCCGGCACUCAGAAGGCCCACACGCACGCUGGGGAAAACCACAAGGCCCCACAGAGCUCCAGAGGCUGCUGACGAAGAUACCAAAGUGUUGGGGGAAAUCCCAGAAGAGAAAUCAGAUCCUGCAGAAAAUGCAACUGGAAGCAAGAGGAGGCCGAGAACACGUAAGGAAAAGGCCCAGCCCAUGGAAGACCUGGCCGGCCUCAAAGACGAACCAGAGACUGUUGUCCAAACCACUGAAAUGCCCUCCAGAUCUCCACAGCCAGAAGCAGUCCUGCCAGCGCGCAGGAAGAGGCAGCUCAGGGCGCCGCCCAGGAAGGCGGACGUGGAGGAAGAGCUCUCCGCUCCCCGGACAUCAGGGAAAACCACGCGGUCCCGCAGAGAACCCGCAGACGUCACAGUGUUCAAGGCGUCUCCAAGGCAGGAACCGGGUCCUGCGGCAGACACGGCGGGCAGCAAACGCCAGCUGAGAUCACGGAAGGGAAGGGCCCAGCCCCCGGAAGGCCCAGCCCGCCGCCAACCACUCCCGAGAAGCCCAGGUCAAGACGAGGAGCCAGACGUAGGAGCUGAGGACAAACCUGCCAAACCCAGAAGAGUCCUCUGGGCCCCGGACGUGAAGCCCGUGGAAGGCCAGGCGGGCCGCAGAGACCCUGUAACACCCCCAGGGGGGGGCGGCGUUCCCCUGGCCCCCAAGAGGAAGCGUGAAGAUGGAAGUCCCACCAGAACGAGGGGGCUGCGCACCAGCGCUCGAGCACAGGACCCAGUGGAGGAGAAGCCAGCACCAAAGCGGCAGCGGACGGCUCCCCAGGAGAGGCGAGAGCCGCCGGAACCCCUGGGCGCGAAGAGGAGGCGGGGAGCUGUGGCAGACAGCACGGAAGACGUGCCCGGCGAGGACCUGGGAACGAAGGCGAGGGGCAGGAGAGCGCCCGUGGCGACCUCCGCGGGCAAGGAAGUGUCCCUGCGUUCCAGACUCCCAGCUAAAACCAGCGGCGCUGAGCAGACACCUGGCGUGCCGGGAACAGCAGGAGCGGGGAAGACCAAGAGGAGUGGGAGGAAGCCCGCGCCCGCCUCCCCGGAGGCGAAGGGUCACAGCCCAGAGGAUGGAGCCGGGAGCUCUGCGUCUGGGGACGCGGUCCGUGAGAGGAGAACGUGCCCGCGACGGGGGAGGGCGCCCGAGCCCAGCACGGCCGGGGAGAAAGCCGGGCAGACGCGUGAGGAGGCCCCCAGGAAGGCUCAGGAAGAGGCGGAAGGAGCCCGGCCUGCAGGCCUCACACAGCGGAGGGCCAGGACGGUGACGGUCCCUCCCGCCGGGGACACUGCGGAGAGUCAGCCCCAACCGAGAGCCACGCGGAGCGCCAAGAGGCCAGCGGGAGAGGCGAGGCAGGAAGACGACGACACGAAUGUCAAGAAGAUAAGGACCCGCAGUCGCCGGGGCCGUGAAGAUGUUUAG
This is a messenger RNA of Pipistrellus nathusii (Nathusius's pipistrelle), 6141 nucleotides long. NCBI's taxonomy places the organism in Eukaryota, Metazoa, Chordata, Mammalia, Chiroptera, Vespertilionidae. The record is from the annotation of a GenBank genome assembly.